Molecule: messenger RNA, 564 nt
Organism: Rotaria sp. Silwood1
Lineage: Eukaryota; Metazoa; Rotifera; Eurotatoria; Philodinida; Philodinidae
Source: the annotation of a GenBank genome assembly
AUGUCAACAUUUCAACAUAAUCAAUUCAAUGGUUUUUCACCAAUACUUUUAUCACCAUCUUCAACAAGCAAUACAACAAUAACAAAUCAUAAUCAUAUACUUUUAUUUGAUAAUAGUGAUCAAGGUUCAGUUGAUUCUGAUUAUACAUCAUUAGGUAGUUCGAAAUUUUAUGGUAAUAGUGGUUCAUCAUCAUCACUUCAUCAUCAAGGACGUUCACAAUCAUUUGAUGAAUUAGCAUCAACAACAAUUACAACAACAACAAUACCAACAAGACAUUUUAAUGGUACAUUAAAUGUAAAUAAAUUAAAUAAUGAUCCAUUACAAUUUGUUAAAAUACAUCCAAAUCAUGAAUUAAUUGAACGUGCACAAGAACAAUUAACAUUAUUAGAAUCAAGAAAACGUUUACAAGAAAAUUUUAAAUUAAAUAAUAAUAAUAAUAAUGAUAUUAUUAAUAAUAUAAAAAUAAAUAAUUUAAAUGAUGAUGAUAAUACUGAUUGGUCAAAGGUAAUUAUUUUUAUCACCUUAGUUCAUAUUAAAAAAUGUCAUUUAGUAUAUGAUCUAUAA